GGGAGGGGCGGAGGGCGGGUUGAGGGGAGCUCGCCGCAGCCGCCGCCGCUGCCCCGCUGCUGCCCUGCGCUGAGCUCCGGCUGUUCUGUGGAUGGCGGUGUCCCGCUGAGCCCCGGGACUCGCCUCCCUCCGCCAGGAUCAGCACAGGUGGUGGUUCCAAUUUAAAAACAUCUAACUGGAUAAGUAAUCACACGGACAGGAGAGAAAAGUUGGGUUGUCUUUCUGUGUUACGAGGAAGGAACUUUUGUGUGUAGAGAAGGACGUGAUAGAUAAUGAUGCUGGUGCUGCCUGAACUUGAAAACGAGAAACUGUAUGUGGCGUGAGAAGAUAAUUUUUCAAUAAACGAAUCCUGAAAGUUGCAGCUGUGCAAGAAUGGAGGCCCCACUGGUGAGUUUGGAUGAAGAGUUUGAGGACCUUCGGCCCUCCUGCUUGGAGGAACAUGAGGAGAAGCCACGGUGUUUCUAUGGCUCAUCUCCCCACCAACUAGAGGACCCCUCCCUCUCUGAGCUUGAGAAUUUUUCUUCUGAAAUAAUCAGCUUCAAGUCCAUGGAGGACCUCGUGAAUGAAUUUGAUGAGAAGCUCAAUGUCUGCUUUCGGAACUACAACGCCAAGACCGAGAACCUUGCUCCUGUGAAGAACCAGUUCCAGAUCCAAGAGGAGGAAGAGACCCUGCAAGACGAAGAGGUUUGGGAUGCUCUGACAGACAAUUACAUCCCUUCACUCUCAGAAGACUGGAGGGACCCAAACAUCGAGGCUCUGAAUGGCAACAGCUCUGACACCGAGAUCCAUGAGAAAGAAGAGGAAGAAUUCAAUGAGAAGAGUGAACAUGACUCUGGUAUCAAUGAGGAGCCUCUACUCACAGCAGAUCAGGUAAUUGAGGAGAUUGAGGAAAUGAUGCAGAACUCCCCAGACCCUGAGGAAGAAGAAGAGGUUCUGGAAGAGGAGGAAGGGGGUGAAACCUCCUCCCAGGCGGACUCGGUCCUCCUGCAGGAGAUGCAGGCCUUGACCCAGACCUUCAACAACAACUGGUCCUAUGAAGGACUGAGGCACAUGUCUGGGUCUGAGCUGACGGAGCUGCUGGACCAGGUGGAGGGUGCCAUUCGAGACUUCUCAGAGGAGCUGGUGCAACAGCUGGCCCGCAGGGACGAGCUGGAAUUUGAGAAGGAAGUGAAGAACUCCUUCAUCACAGUGCUUAUCGAGGUUCAGAACAAGCAGAAGGAGCAGCGAGAACUGAUGAAAAAGAGGCGGAAAGAGAAAGGGCUGAGCCUGCAGAGCAGCCGCAUAGAGAAGGGGAACCAGAUGCCUCUCAAGCGCUUCAGCAUGGAAGGCAUCUCCAACAUCCUGCAGAGCGGCAUCCGCCAGACUUUCGGCUCCUCAGGACCCGACAAACAGUAUCUGAACACAGUCAUCCCCUACGAGAAGAAAGCCUCCCCUCCAUCAGUGGAAGACCUCCAGAUGCUGACAAACAUUCUCUUUGCCAUGAAGGAGGAUAAUGAGAAGGUGCCCACUUUGCUAACGGACUACAUUUUAAAAGUGCUCUGUCCCACCUAACCUUGCCCUUGGGAGCAGCCUUGCAGCGGAGGUCACUGAGCAAGAGUCAUUCCAUCACAGGGACUGCAUGACACCACGUAACCUCCGAUGUGUAUUUACACGUGUAGAGUUUAACCUGGAUUAAACACGAGCAAACGCGCGGGUUCUUUGCUGUUGGCUUCUAGUCCUAGUAAUCAUUGGAUGCAUGAUGAGGGGCAGGGCUGGGGACACUGCCUCCUCUCCGCCUAUGUCGGAGGAAGGCAGACGCUCUCACCACUCAUUCUGUAGUCUGGCUCCACCCUCAAAAACAGCUUAUACUCUAAGACUAAUUUUGAAAUAAACCUUCAUUUAAUUAAUA
Messenger RNA from Pteropus alecto (black flying fox), 1888 nucleotides. It is a transcript of the gene FEZ1, whose product is annotated as fasciculation and elongation protein zeta 1. Gene Ontology annotation, cellular component: cytoplasm; axon. Lineage: Eukaryota; Metazoa; Chordata; Mammalia; Chiroptera; Pteropodidae. The transcript has 11 exons. The record is from RefSeq and is a predicted model, not a curated record. The coding region runs from base 373 to 1551 and encodes 392 amino acids.